GAACACAAGAUCGGAUUACAAGAUGGCGGAGUGUGGACGUUAGCGAGGAGGCCGCAGGAGUUGUUGUGCUCUGCGCGAAUUCACACUCGGAGAAGAAGCCUCCGGUCGAGCCGCCUCACGUCGGGCGCGUUAUGCGUUUAUGAAACAGCCACAGGUUCAUUUCACCGCUGCUGUGAACCGUAACAUGCGGGAAACACCGUUCACAGGUCGCGGGUAGGAAAACACUAACAGACGGGGUGAGGUGAUAGCUUGUUAGCAGCCUAGCUAGCCUGCUAGCUCCGACUCGGCUAACCAUGUCGGACACUCGGCGGCGGGUGAAAGUGUACACGCUAAACGAAGACCGGCAGUGGGAUGACCGGGGCACCGGCCACGUCUCGUCCACAUUCGUUGAGCGACUAAAGGGUAUUUCGUUGUUAGUUCGGGCCGAAUCAGACGGAUCUCUACUGUUGGAGUCGAAGAUAAGCCCGAACACUGCAUAUCAGAAACAACAGGACACGCUAAUUGUCUGGUCAGAAGCAGAUAACUAUGACCUUGCCCUAAGUUUCCAAGAGAAGGCUGGCUGUGAUGAGAUAUGGGAGAAGAUUUGUCAGGUUCAAGGCAAGGACCCUGCCCUGGACAUCACCCAGGAUCCCAUUGAUGAGUCAGAAGAGGAACGUUUUGAGGAGAUCCCAGAGACGAGCCACCUGGUGGAGCUCCCUCCAUGCGAACUAAGCCGACUGGAGGAGAUAGCUGACCUGGUUACGUCUGUCCUCUCUUCACCCAUCCGGAGGGAGAAACUCGCCUUGGCCCUGAUGAGCGAGGGCUACAUCAAGAAACUCCUGGGACUCUUCAGAGUAUGUGAGGACCUGGACAACAGAGAGGGCCUACAUCACCUUUAUGAGAUUGUCCGGGGUGUCUUGUUCCUCAACAAAGCGGCCCUCUUUGAGGUGAUGUUCUCUGACGAUUGUAUCAUGGAUGUGGUCGGCUGCCUUGAGUAUGACCCAGCGCUGGUUCAGCCUAAACGCCACCGGGAGUUUUUGACCAAGACGGCAAAGUUUAAGGAGGUGAUCCCUAUCACGGACUCAGAGCUGCGACAGAAGAUCCACCAGACCUACCGGGUGCAGUACAUCCAGGACAUCAUUCUGCCCACGCCAUCCGUUUUUGAGGAGAACUUCAUGUCCACACUCAACUCCUUCAUCUUCUUCAACAAGGUGGAGAUUGUCAGUAUGUUGCAGGAAGAUGAGAAGUUCCUAACAGAGGUCUUUGCACAGCUCACGGAUGAAGCCACGGACGACAGUAAAAGGAGAGAGCUUGUGAAUUUUGUCAAGGAAUUCUGUGCUUUUUCCCAAACGUUGCAGCCACAAAACAGAGACGCCUUCUUCAAAACUCUGGCAAAUCUGGGCAUCUUACCUGCUCUAGAAAUAGUCAUGGGAAUGGAUGACCUGCAGGUGAGAGCAGCAGCGACAGACAUCUUCUCGUACCUGGUGGAAUUCAGCCCCUCCAUGGUCAGAGAGUUUGUCAUGCAGGAACCACAGCAGACAGAUGAUGACGUUCUGCUGAUAAAUGUUGUCAUCAAGCAGAUGAUCUGUGACUCUGACCCUGAGUUAGGAGGGGCUGUCCAGCUGAUGGGUCUGCUCAGGACGCUCAUCGACCCCGAGAACAUGCUUGCAUCCACAAAUAAAACGGAAAAGACUGAAUUUCUGAGCUUCUUCUACAAGUACUGCAUGCAUGUCCUCACCGCUCCUCUGCUGGCCAACACUGCACAUGACAAAAACUCAAAAGAUCUGCAGGAGGGAUCUACGAAGAUCAACCCAGUCUGUCCAGACAACUUCCAGACAGCUCAGCUGCUGGCUCUGAUCCUGGAGCUUCUCACCUUCUGCGUGGAGCACCACACCUAUCACAUCAAGACAUACAUCAUGAACAAAGACCUUCUCAGGAGAGUGCUGGUGCUUAUGAACUCAAAGCACACCUUCCUCGCUCUUUGUGCCCUGCGUUUCAUGCGCAGGAUCAUAGGUCUGAAGGAUGAGUACUACAACCGCUACAUCAUCAAAGGGAACCUGUUUGAGCCUGUCAUUAAUGCCCUGCUGGACAACGGCACCCGAUACAACCUCCUCAACUCAGCCAUCAUAGAGCUCUUUGAGUUCAUUAAAGUGGAGGACAUCAAAUCUCUCAUAGCUCACAUUGUGGAUAAUUUCUACAAAGCUCUCGAAUCCAUAGAGUACGUCCAGACUUUCAAAGGCUUGAAAGGUCGAUAUGAGCAGGAAAAAGAUCGGCUGAGUCAGAGGCUCAACAGAUAUCGCAGAGAUGCACGGUCGUUGGACGAGGAUGAAGAGUUGUGGUUCAAUGACGACGACGAUGAUGACGAUGGAGAGGCCGUGGAGAAGAGGAUGGAGGAUGACUUCUCAGACAGUUACGGCAAAUACAUGGAAGCCAAAAAAGGUACGUUUCACUGGUAUUACUGUAUUUAUCAUCUUUUAAACUCUCCUCACAUUUGUACAUUUCUGAUGUUCACACUGUCUGUUCCUGCAGGUGCUGCCAACGGAGCUAAUGGUGCCAACAACAACGGGAAAGCUGCUGUGAUCCCACCUUCACCACCACCCGUCACUCCAAACAACAGUUCAACUUCGUCUGUCAAAACAGUUGCUCUUCCUGCCACUCCAGUAGUUAAGACCGCUCUGGUUGGUCUGGUUGACUACCCAGACGAUGAGGAUGACGAGGAAGAAGAUGAGGAGGAAGAGCAGUCUCCGAGGAAGCGGCCCCGUCUGAGCUCUUAAGGCUAAUAGUCCUCUGUUUGGUUGUGGUGGGUGGACACAGAGUCCCUCCCAUCUUCCCUCCUUUGGUCGUCUCAUUGGUCCUCGGCCUGCCUGCGCCACCCGUCAGUCUCACUGAGGAGACGGGCAAAGAUGAGCUCUCACCUCACCCAGUCCCUCCCUAUUUCUGCUCCUCUUCCUCCUCAGCGGGAGGAGAUGGAGAGUUUCUCCUUCACUGGAAACAAAGACAGAUCCCUCUGUUCCUUAAGCCCGUCAGUUAUACCUCUUCCUUUUUACCAACAGCCUCCACUAGGAGAUCCUGAAACCUUGUUUCUUCCUCCUGACUUCUCCUCUGUUUCACCACACUCCCCUGUUCUCCCAGUCCACACCUCUCUCUGAACUACUUCUUUCUUUCUCCUUCUAAUCCACCAUCCUACGCAUUGACCAGAGAGGCUGCGGGGGGGGGGGAGACACAGUGCCAAGGCGGUUCCCAACUCUGCACUGUUGCUAUAGCAACAGUGGCAAGGAAGCUGCGGUAGUACACCAACCCCACAGGAACCCUCCUCACGCGUGCGUCCUCAUUUGAACUCUCCCUUCCAUCAUUCUCGAACCCGAACCGGUGAGCUCUAGAGACAGAGGAAGCCAGAACACAAGCAGCCAGUGUGCGAACUGUUCAGGAGGCCAGUCAGGCUAGCAGGACUAGCCGUUAUAGUUAUAGAAAGCUUGACUGGCGGAAGCAGUGUGUGCGCCGCCCCUGCCACAGAACUAUUCACUCUUGUUGGGGACAAGAAGGAUCCAGGCAACACUGAAGAAACAAAACACGGAGAGACAGUGGAGGGAACAAACGACAAAAAAAUGUACCAGGAUGAAAACGGACCCAGAGGAGCAGGACUCAGACCUUCAGAAGCCAUGGUGUCUGUUUGGCCACGGCACACACACCCACACACCGAACACAACACAGCGUCUCGCAUACAGGACUGCGUUAGCCAGAGAUCCUGUAUUUCAUGACUUUGUUAAACAGUACUGUACAGAUGUUUUUUUUUCUUUUUAAUCAUUUGCCCUAGAUCUGAUUUUGAAAGGGGAGAGAGACUCCUACCUGACCUGUGUAUUUUUUUUGUUGUCGUCGCACAAAAAGGUGGAGUCACUGUUCGCCCUUUCAGUCCAGUACAUUUGAUUCAAUGUAAAAUGCUGGUUUUAAAAAUAACGUAUUAAACUGCAGUAAAGUCAUUUUUGCAGCCAACAUUUCGAGGAUGUCUGACAUUUUGUAUUUUAAGUGGAUUGAAGAAUUUAGCGGCCUCGUUGUGACGCACACAUUUCUCAUCUUUCACUGAGAUGGUUCUGGUGUGUUAAGAGCGAUUUUUAUCCAAGUUUGAAGGACGACAAUUUUCAGGUCCAGGUCAAUCCAAGUUUUCAUUUAAGUUCCACAGUUUGUCUUCCUUUGGCCUGUCCACAAAAACCACUGCACAUUAAAAUAACUUCUUAUUUUACAAUUUUACGCCAAACUCCAUGACUGGAUGAGCUGUUUUUAUUAGUUAUGAUUAAGAUGAUUCAACUCCAGAGUCGAUGCCAUGCAGCGUUAGAGUCAAGCUGUCCUUCAGGAGGAGAAUUUUCCCGACACCUUUCAGAUAUGGGUUUGACAAAGCCGGAGGGCGAUGAGGCAUUUCAGUGUCGGGUCAAAAGCAUUUCUUGCGUCGAAUAUCUUUUUGCUGAGAGGCUGCUGAGAGGAAUCAGUCUUGAUAAAACUGCUGGAUCACAAACUUAAAUCUACAACCCAGAGUAAAAAGAUUAUUCCCAGUGUGCGUUUAGGUGAGCAGUGAAUUCUUUCCUCCUGUCUGUUCAUGUUGCCCAACAAUAUGACUGUUCAUGCUCCCUUGAUGAACUUGUAUUAAGUGCAUUUACUACCAUUAUUGAACAUUUGUAUGAAUUUGAUAAGUUUUGAAAUUAAAUGUGACCCUGACACUGAAA
Messenger RNA from Paralichthys olivaceus (Japanese flounder), 4694 nucleotides. The record is from RefSeq and is a predicted model, not a curated record. NCBI's taxonomy places the organism in Eukaryota, Metazoa, Chordata, Actinopteri, Pleuronectiformes, Paralichthyidae.